CCAACCCCACAGGCGCGCGCUGUCCCCGUCUCGCUGGUUGGGCGGGUGCCGCAGGAAGCACCGUUACACACAUGGAGACAGAGAGGAAAGGCUCUCAGACAGCUCUCAGUCUCAUUUAAACUCUGCUCUGACUGGUUUCUUCUCAGUAACUAUUUAUUUGUGUUAAAUAAGUAAAAUAUUUUUUUGUGUGUGGCUAUUUUUGUGCGCAGCCGGGAGGAGUAACAGGAUAUUUCAGCUACAAGUCAGAGCAGCGGACAGGAGGAGUUUGAUGGAAUCUCAUUGAAGAAACAGUUUGACUCUAAAGACUCAUUCUAAACCGGAAUAAACGUUUUUUUCACCCGGGAAAGCCUCUCUGUGUCAGUGGUAGUCUGCUAACAUGAAGCCAUCAGGGGGCUGCGUGGGAUUCUUCUUUUACUUGGUUCUGGUUCUGUUCUGUCCUGCUGCAGCUUACAAUCUGGAUCUGGAGCACAGUCUGGUGUUCAACGGCCCCAGCUCCUCAAUGUUUGGAUACUCUGUGCUGCUGCAUCGCCACUACUCUCACAAAUGGCUGGUGGUCGGUGCUCCAGUGGCUAAUUCCUCCAGUUCGCAGGUUCAGUCUCCAGGAGCAGUUUAUCGCUGCAGCAUCACAGCUGAGAGGCGCACAUGCUACCCUAUGCCUGCUGAUGUUACAAGCUGUGGUAAAACGUGUGAAGCUGAGAGUGAUCACCAGUGGCUGGGCGUCAGUUUGUCAAGACAAUCCAGUGAAAAUGGUGGACUCAUCCUGGCAUGUGCUCACCGCUGGAAGAACGUGUUCUACUCAAGGAAAGACAGCCAGAACAACAAGCUCCCUAAUGGGGUCUGUUAUCAAUAUACAAGUGACCUGAGUUUCUCCGGGUACCUCAUUCCUUGCUACAAAGACCAUCAGAGGAAAUUCGGUGAAUAUUAUGGAUCAUGUCAGGCGGGCAUUUCCAACGUCAUGACACAGGAUCUGAUCAUCAUGGGAGCACCAGGAACUUCUUAUUGGACGGGCUCAGUUCUGGCCUACAACACCUCCUCAGGAGCGAUGUCAGUUUAUCUUGAUGACGAAACAGGAGCUGUCAGCUUUGGAAGCUACCUCGGUUACGCUGUUGGAGCUGGUCACUUCCUGAGUCCCUCAUCUAUGGAGGUGGUGGGUGGAGCUCCGCAGUUCAGUCAGAAGGGCAAGGUCUUCAUCUUCUCAAUAGGCAACGAUAACAUGAUGGAAAUGGUUUCAUCCGUUACAGGAAAAGAACUGGGAUCUUAUUUCGGCUCCAGUGUUUGUGUGGUGGAUCUGAAUGCUGAUGGUUUGUCAGACCUGCUGGUUGGAGCCCCCAUGGCAACGGGGACCUCCAGGGAAGAAGGGAGGGUGCAUGUUUACAUCAAUGAGGGAAAGGCUAAUCUGAAGGAGAUGGAUUUUACGCUGAUGGGCAACGAUGCUUACGCGGCCCGGUUCGGACAGACCAUCGCUGAACUUGGAGACCUGGACGAUGAUGGUUAUCCAGAUGUGGCCGUUGGCGCUCCACAGGAAGACGAACUCAAAGGAGCCGUCUACAUCUACAAUGGCAGGAAGGAAGGCAUUUCACAAACGCCAUCACAGAGGAUUUCAGGGUCCUCCUUGGGUCAUGACCUUAGGAUGUUUGGGCAGUCACUUAACUCUGGGAUUGAUAUCGAUGACAACGGCUACAAAGAUGUGGCUGUGGGAGCAUUCCUCUCAGACUCUGCUGUGGUUCUCAGGACCCGCCCAGUGAUUCAAGUGAAAGCUACUCUGAUUCUACCGGAGCAGGUGGACCAGCAGGCGGCGCUAUGUCAAGCUCCCAGUAAUCCGACAGUCUGCCUCAACAUUACGAUCUGCUUCCAUGUUACAUCUAAACAUUUUAAAGGGGCAAUAGAGCUUCAGUAUAAUUUGACCUCCGACAUCCUCCAUAAACCAUCCUUCCCUCACCGUUUCUAUUUCCACGGUAAUGGAUCAUCGAACAGCACGAGGGGUCAUUUGAAGGCACGGCCUGGCCACCACACCUGUGUAACACAUGUUGUUUACCAAAGGAAAGAUGUUAAAGACAUUUACACCCCUAUUCAGUUUGAAGUUUCCUUCCAGCUCAAAGAAAAAAUCAGCCACAGAAGCACCUCCAAAGCCUUCCCUCCAUUGAAACCAAUUCUGCAGCAGAGCACAGGGGAUCGUAACACCGUCACCAACCAGACUCAGUUCGCACGCUUCUGCUCUUUGGUGAACUGUUCAACCAACAUGCAGCUUUCAAGUGAACUGGUGCUACCGGGACAACAGAGUUUUUUUGCUCUCGGCUCUGGACAAAUCAUCCUGAAAACCUCUCUGCUGAACGCCGGAGAUGACGCCUUCCUGCCACGAAUGACAUUGAGAUUCCCAAACAUCAUCCACUUCAUCAAAGUGUUGAAUAAUCAGGACAACGUGAUUAGUUGUGACGUCACAGAGAAGGCGAACGCCACAGACGUGAGCAUCGACUGCGGCAUCACCAGCCUCAUCCUGCCAGCCAGCUCCCAGAUAAAUAUCAGUUUUCUGUUCGAUGUCAAUCAGAACAGCACGCCUGGUGACAUUAACAUCCACAUCAACACCAGCAGCGCCAACUAUGAGAUGGAGAACUUCCUCCAAGAUAACAGCCUCACACUUGUUCUUCCCUUGAAAUAUGGAGUCAGCGUCAGCAUCCACGGUUUUGUGACCCCAACUUCUUUUGUGUUCGGAGACGAAGACUUAAUUCCAGCUGACUGCUACCCUGAAAAAUUCAACUACACAUACAAGGUGAUAAACUCUGGUCCCAGCAAGGCGAUAAAUACUGUGGUGCAGAUUGCUGUGCCAAAAAUCCUCGCACCCCACCUACACCGAUUGCUGCAGGUCAUCGACCUGAAGUCAUCACAUGGUUCGUGCUCAAUAAGUGACAAAACGGUUCUGGUUGAAGAGGACUGUAAUGUUCCUCAAACUUCGUUCAUCAAACAGCUGAUGUUCUUCUUCUCUCCCACCAGCACCCGCACAAUGUACUGUGGCCGCAGAGAUCAUCUGUGUGAGCAGCUGGUGUGUCGUCUCGGUAACCUGGAGGCAGGGAGAGACGCUACCAUCCAGCUGGAGAUCAGCCUGAACCCUGCUGUGCUGCUCCAAGCUCCGGGUCGUCAUCCUGUAAUGCGGGUGGAAAGCACAGCGACUUUAUUAUCUCCCAGAGAAGGUCCUCACACCGUCCUACUAAAAGAUCCACCUGUGGAAAAGGUGGUGGUGGAGGCAGUUUUUACCCAGAAACCCUCGAUGUCUGUGAAGAUUUUCAUCGUCGUUGUCAGUUUAGUAUUGGGACUUCUCAUCCUGGCAGCUCUCAUCUGGUGUUUGUGGAAGGCUGGCUUCUUUAAGAGAAGCUUCAAGAAGCAGGAGGAAAUAAACAGGGACAGCUGGGAUUAUGUUCCCAAACUAAACAAGAGGGAGAGCUCUAUUUAACAGCGGCUGCUGCCUCUCACCAGGACGCCUGAGCAUCGACAUCGGGUGGAAUUUACACCUCAGCUGUGCAGAAACUUUGCAGCAAAGAUGGAUGAUGGUGAAAGAGUCCUGAACGCACCUGAACUGGUAUAUUGAAUGUGCCUUCACAAAAAAAAAAA
Molecule: messenger RNA, 3603 nt
Organism: Cyprinodon tularosa
Lineage: Eukaryota; Metazoa; Chordata; Actinopteri; Cyprinodontiformes; Cyprinodontidae
Gene: itga4
Product: integrin alpha 4
Exons: 29
Coding region: 377-3445 (1022 amino acids)
Biological process (GO): integrin-mediated signaling pathway; cell-matrix adhesion; cell adhesion mediated by integrin
Cellular component (GO): external side of plasma membrane; integrin complex
Molecular function (GO): integrin binding
Source: RefSeq, a predicted model, not a curated record